AUGUCGACCACAGGAGGUGCAGCAGAAACCGGUGCGAACGGCUCGGUAGCUUCGGCGCAGGCGGCCGUGUUUGUCCAAUCGCAACCGCUGCCUGCCGACACACCUCAGGUGGUGGGACCGGAUUUCGAGCAUCAAGAUCCAAAUGAUCUGCUCAGAUUGCUCGAAAGCAUGUCCAAAGUGGGAUUUCAGGCAAGCAGCGUCUCGAAAGCCAUCGAGAUUGUCCAAGAGAUGCGACAAUGGCGUCUCUCGAACGAUGCUGCCUACCUCGCUUCUGAGGACGCGGACAAGCCGAGCCUGAGCGAUGCACAAAACACACAAUGUCGCAUCUUUCUCGGCUUUACGUCCAAUCUGGUUUCGUCGGGACUGAGAGAGGUGAUCAAGUUUCUCGUCAAGAACAAGAUGGUGUCGGCACUGGUCACAACAGCAGGAGGCAUCGAAGAGGAUCUGAUCAAGUGUCUCGGCCCUACAUACCUCGGCGACUUUGCGCUCGAUGGCGCCACACUACGUAAGCAGGGCCUUAACCGUAUCGGCAACUUGCUGGUUCCCAACGACAACUACUGCAAGUUUGAAGACUGGGUCAUGCCGAUUCUAGAUGCCAUGCGAGCAGAGCAAGGCGACAAUGUCUCCCAUGCAUGGUCACCCAGCCGCGUCAUCGAACGACUGGGCAAGGAAAUCAACGACGAGAGCAGCAUCCUCUACUGGGCGGCCAAGAACCAAAUUCCCGUCUUCUGCCCUGCUCUCACCGACGGCAGCCUGGGUGAUAUGAUCUACUUUCACUCGUACAAGAACCCGGGCCUUACCAUUGAUCUCGUCAAGGACAUUCGCAGGUUGAACGACCUUUCCGUCAAAGCACCCAAGGCAGGCAUGAUCAUCUUGGGAGGAGGCGUAUGUAAGCAUCAGAUCGCCAAUGCCAUGCUCUUCCGAAACGGAGCCGACUUUAGUGUUUACAUCAAUACCGGCCAGGAGUUUGACGGCUCCGACUCGGGCGCUAGGCCCGACGAGGCGGUGAGCUGGGGCAAGAUCAAGUCGGCGGCCAACGGUGGUAAGAGUGUCAAGGUGUACUGCGACGCCACCAUCAUCUUUCCCAUGAUUGUUGCAGCGACGUUUGCUAAGGCCUACUGGGCCGAGCGCGAGUUGGCCAACUAG
This is a messenger RNA of Mycosarcoma maydis (corn smut), 1146 nucleotides long. RefSeq names its product putative deoxyhypusine synthase. Gene Ontology annotation, molecular function: deoxyhypusine synthase activity. The record is from RefSeq and is a predicted model, not a curated record. Gene Ontology annotation, biological process: peptidyl-hypusine biosynthetic process. The transcript has a single exon. Lineage: Eukaryota; Fungi; Basidiomycota; Ustilaginomycetes; Ustilaginales. Gene Ontology annotation, cellular component: cytoplasm. Bases 1 to 1146 code for a protein of 381 amino acids.